Molecule: messenger RNA, 222 nt
Organism: Ilex paraguariensis (yerba mate)
Lineage: Eukaryota; Viridiplantae; Streptophyta; Magnoliopsida; Aquifoliales; Aquifoliaceae
Source: the annotation of a GenBank genome assembly
AUGGUGGUACUACGACAUAAAUAUGCCCUGGCUGACUCCGAACCAUCAAGACAAUCAACUUCUCAGUCUGCACACAAAGAAGAGGUCAAGGAAUGGCAAGAUGCAUGGGACGAGGGAGAUAAGAUGGAAACUCGGAUUCAAGGAAUUGACCAACAUGAUGCAUUUUGGGAGAAACUUAAGGUGGCUGCCGAAAUGAAGGUACUUUUGCUUUUAUCUUAUUAA